AUGCUGAACAACAACAAUAGCCCAUAUCUCCCCCUCAUAAACUAUCAACUAAUAGUCUAAUACUGUAGUGCUUGGAAGAAGAAGAAAAAAAUGUCUCCUCCCUUCCUAGCCUCUCUCUUGCUCAUAUCCAUCGCCUUUACCUCUGCCUCUGUUGUGCCACUCCAGCCUGGAUUUUACGCCGAGACGUGCCCGGAAGCUGAAUUCAUAGUCAAGGAUGUGAUGAGGAGGAACAUGAUUAGAGAACCAAGAAGUGCUGCCUCAGUCAUGCGUUUUCAAUUCCAUGAUUGUUUUGUUAAUGGUUGUGAUGCUUCUAUGCUGCUCGAUGACACACCAAACAUGCUAGGAGAGAAGCUCUCUCUGUCCAACAUAGAUUCUUUAAGGUCCUAUGAAGUUAUUGAUGAAAUUAAGAAAGAGUUGGAGAGGGUUUGUCCUGGGACGGUUUCUUGUGCAGAUAUAAUCAUCAUGGCCUCUAGAGAUGCAGUUGUCCUGAGCGGAGGACCUGAUUGGGAAGUGAAGUUAGGGAGGGAAGACAGCUUAACAGCCAGCCAAGAGGAUGCCAACAAUAUCAUGCCCAGUCCAAGAGCUAAUGCAAGCCUUCUCAUGGACCUCUUUGAAGGAUACAAUCUCUCUGUCAAGGAUAUGGUAGCCCUUUCAGGGUCACAUUCUAUAGGUCAGGCUCGGUGCUUCUCUAUAGUCUUCAGGCUCUAUAAUCAAUCAGGCUCUGGCAAGCCUGACCCAACAAUUGAGCCAAGGUAUAAAGAGAAGCUGAACAGGCUUUGCCCACUCGGUGGAGAUGAAAAUGUGACGGGAGACCUCGAUGCAACACCAACUAUGUUUGAUAACAGAUAUUUCAAGGACUUGGUUGCUGGGAGAGGGUUUCUUAAUUCUGACCAAACACUUUACACAUUUCCUGAAACAAGGAAGUAUGUAGCCCUUUUCAGCAAAGACCAGCGGGCAUUUUUUAACGCCUUCGUUGAGGGCAUGAUAAAGAUGGGUGAUCUGCAGUCUGGGCGGCCUGGAGAGAUUAGAAGCAAUUGCAGGAUGGUCAACAGCCGGCCUGUUAAUGCACUGUUGGAGUCUUGAGUGAGAGAUUAGGCUUAGUAUACAAAUACAAUAAGAUUAAAUAUAAUUCAUCUGAUGAAAAAUGUCUUCUGGGAUAAUGCUAGGAAUGGUGAUCAAAUUCUUAAGUGGGAUUAUUGAUUACUAUCAAUUUUAUCCUUAUGAAGGAUGCCCCUUGAUGGUAUCCUUGGAAAUUUAAAUAUUACUCCUAGAAGACUAUUUUGUUGA
This is a messenger RNA of Populus nigra (black poplar), 1287 nucleotides long. Its product is annotated as peroxidase 17-like. Gene Ontology annotation, biological process: response to oxidative stress; hydrogen peroxide catabolic process. Gene Ontology annotation, molecular function: peroxidase activity; heme binding. The transcript has 3 exons. The record is from RefSeq and is a predicted model, not a curated record. Lineage: Eukaryota; Viridiplantae; Streptophyta; Magnoliopsida; Malpighiales; Salicaceae. Bases 91 to 1083 code for a protein of 330 amino acids.